CUUUAGACCCCACAUCUUAUUUCAUUCCUCGCACAAUUCCUUCAUCCUUCAAACUCCGCUCCUUACUUACAAGCCACUUGCAAUCUGUACAAACAUAAUGGAAAGUCUCAAAGAAAAUCUGAACUGGCAUCCCAAAGCCCACACACCUCUCAAUAUCCUCAUUAUUGGGGCCGGAAUCACUGGUCUCACCUCCGCCCUCGCCCUUUCUCUGACCGGGCACCGAGUCACCAUCUACGAAGCGGCCAAUUGCCUCACUGAAAUAGGUGCCGGGCUACAAAUUGCACCAAAUGCUUCCCGAAUCCUUGCCCGCUUGGGUAUUCUUGGUGAUGUAAUGGAGAAAGCGAAUGUGCUCGAGGGUUUAAGUCUUCGAAGAUGGAAAGAUGAUUCCGAAAUCGGGACUGCUCCUUUGAUGCCAGUUGUGGGAGAGAAAUAUGGCGCACCAUUGUGUGUAAUUCACAGAGGAGACCUUCAAACCAUUCUCCUCCAGGCUCUCGCCUCCCUCCCAAUCCCUAUUGAAAUUUACCUUGGCAAAAGAGUGAUUGCCAUCCAUCCCAAUUUUGGUGCUAGCAUCAAGCUCGAAUCCGGGGAAUUAGUGUCAGGGGAUAUCCUGAUCUGCGCUGAUGGCGUGAAGAGCUCUAUGCGCCAAUAUUUCUUGUCUCCAGCUUCACAAAGCAAUAGUGAUGCCAAAAGGCGCGGUUCGUUUCGCAGUGUAUCUUCAGCUUUCCAAAAGAGUUGUACAGGAAUAGAUGGGGAUGAUCGCUUCGAGACGUAUCGUUGGAGACAGACCUCGAACGAGCCACCCAGGCCCGUAAAUGGCGGUGGUAGAGGACACGAGGCACGCAAUCGGGAUAACAAAGCCCGGCCGAUGUCGACGGGAGAUGCAGCAUAUCGUGUCCUCAUCCCUAGGUCACAGCUGGUAGGAGAUCAAAGAGCGCUUGAGUUAUUGAACAGCAAUGUAGGCAUGCGCUGGAUGGGGCCUGGCGGUCAUAUCAUGGCGUACCCAAUCCGCAACAACGAGAUGUACAAUGUGGUCCUACUACACCCACAAAAGAAGCAGGGCUGUCAAGUAAACGGAGGAGAUGAUCAGAGCUGGACGAGAAAAGGCUCCAAGAAAGAGAUGCUCGAGUGGUACGCCGGCUGGAACGACACUGUUAAAUCUCUCCUCUCCUAUGUUCCAGAUGGCGAUGUCGCCGAAUGGAAUCUGUACUCUCAUCCUCCUCUCCCUACUUGGGUUAAUGGCAAGUGCGUAUUGGUCGGCGAUGCUGCGCACCCCAUGCUUCCCUACGUUGCCCAAGGCGCUGCUCAAGGUAUCGAGGAUGCAGGCGCUCUUGCUUGCGUACUGUCGAAGCUCGAUUCUGUUGAUCAAAUUGAGUCAGCACUUAACGUCUUUCAAGCAGUGAGGAAAGAGAGGGCGGAGAAGAUACAAAGUUCUGCAACUGCAACGAGACGGGCGCUGCAUCUUCCCGAUGGGGAGGAGCAGAGGGUGAGGGAUCAGAAGAUGAGGGGUGCGGGGAAGCCAAGAGCAAAUGGACGAGAUAAUAGGGCGACGGAGGCGAAGAAUGGCAGAAAUCCAGAUCUCUGGGCUGACGAGCAAUGGCAGCAAUACAUGUGGGGAGUUGAUGUCAUGAGGGAGGCGCUUGAGGGCUGGGAGGCUAUUGCAGUCAGUGCGAGGUUGGAGAAGCUGGCAACUACUAGCCUCAUUGUCCUGAAAGCACUUGGCAGUAUUGGAAGCCAUGGCGAUUUCAAUGACCAAGCAACUUAUAGCACAUUGGUAGACUGCGAGGUGCAAGGAGCGAGGUCGUGAGUGGUUGUAUUGUGGAGAGGAGGAGGAGGAGUAAGGAGCGAGAUCGGGGUUUGAUACUCUGCUUCGCCUUGAUUUUAGAACUCAUUAGGGAGAGAAAAAAAGGCCCUCGCAUUUAAUGUCCCAGCCCACGCUGUACAUUAAAAAUACAACCUUUAUCCAUGUCUGAAGUUGACCUGGAAAAUGCAAAUCUAUUCCUCUCUAAAUAUUCUUCAGUCAAGCUAAAUAACGC
Hyaloscypha bicolor E is the source of this 2033-nucleotide messenger RNA. RefSeq names its product FAD/NAD(P)-binding domain-containing protein. NCBI's taxonomy places the organism in Eukaryota, Fungi, Ascomycota, Leotiomycetes, Helotiales, Hyaloscyphaceae. The record is from RefSeq and is a predicted model, not a curated record. Gene Ontology annotation, biological process: secondary metabolite biosynthetic process. The transcript has 2 exons. Gene Ontology annotation, molecular function: monooxygenase activity; FAD binding. The coding region runs from base 98 to 1804 and encodes 568 amino acids.